This is a messenger RNA of Arctia plantaginis, 1296 nucleotides long. Lineage: Eukaryota; Metazoa; Arthropoda; Insecta; Lepidoptera; Erebidae. The record is from the annotation of a GenBank genome assembly.
AUGAUCAGUAUACGAGUUGCCAAGUAUGGAAAACCACCUGAGAAUGGCUGUCCCAGUGUGAAUACUAAGGAAAGUGAAGAAAGUAAGAACUGUAAACGACCUAAUGCUAUGCAGUUUUCACUGCUGCAAACAGUGUUGGAAGAGUGUCAGAAGAAACCCCAAUGUAAGUUCAGCACGGUGCCCAAACCGGGUCUCAUAGACCCCUGUCCGACGCAUAGCAAAUACGUCGAAGUCACUUACAAAUGUCGACCGUAUGAAUUUCGAAGUAGAAACAUCUGCGAAGGUGAACGGAUUAAGCUUAGUUGUAACCCUCACUCCAGAAUAGCAAUCUUCGAUGCUCAGUAUGGUAGAACAAAAUUUGAGGCUACCAGGUGUCCUCAGCCACCAGGAGUACCAGAUGAAACUUGUGCAGCUCCACAUGCUGUGAAGACAGUUAUUCAGCAGUGCUUAGGGAAGCGUCGAUGUCAGAUAGUGGCUCACAAUAGGAUUUUUAACUCUUCGUGUCAAAUAGAGUCGAAGGCUUACCUAAAAGUUGUAUAUGCUUGUGUUCCAUUAGGUGUUCUGUCAGAGAAAUUUGAGAGUGCUGUCGAAAGAGAUGAGAUAAGCGGUACAUUUAAUCUGAAUGGGGGCUUUUUCGAAGAUUCAGAAGAAGAAGGGGAUAGGUACAGAGAGCCCAAUGCUGAUCACGCACUGCUGUCACCUUUAGACGAUAUUGCGCCUUCAACUCAUGAUCACAGAGAAGAGUCAACAACACAUGAUAUUGACACUACCAUAAAAGAGAAUGAACGUAUACCAGAUCCACAACGUCACAAUUCUGCACUUUUCUUAUAUACUGGUAUCGGAAUUUUAAUUUUUAUCAUUAUUGUUGCAAUUUUUAUCGGAGUCAGAUGUUACAUAAGUAGAAAGUUAACUGAAAAUUCUAAAAACGGGGAUAUGUAUACUACAGAAGCACCCAAUGUUUUUAAUGAUGCUUUUUCUGAUAUUGAUAAUGAUGCAGAUAUAAGUCAUAUCUCAGGCACAUUCCACGAUCCCCUUCAUCCAGAUAUGAUCUUAUAUAAAAAUAUUCCUGGCAGCAGAGGAACUCUACGUGCUAUGAAACCAUUGUGUACGAUAUAUCCUUCUCCAAUAGAAGCAAAUAUGUACGGUAACGUAGAUUUUGUGCCUUCACAUACGAGAGAUCAGGUUGUAGCACCAAGGUUUACAAGAAGUCGCAGCAACGAGGAAGAAGUCGAACCAAAUGUUAUGACCAGCCCGAGAAGUUUAGGUGCGCCAUCAAGUAAUUAUUAUUAUGGCUGA